AUGACUGGGGCAUCAGAAACCCAUCCGUUCCUCAGGAACAUGGUCUUGACAGGCUUUUCCCCGGACCGAUGCGCUGAAUAUCAGAAUAUUAUGUGUCAAUCAGAAACAAGGGCCCCGUUCCCUGAUCCACCUGCGUCUUCGGAUACGGACAAGGCUGCUUUCGGUGCAGAUAAACUCACAAUUGUCGCAUGUGCCCUUGGCAUGGAUGACAAAUUCGUGCACGGAAGUGCGCUUGUUUUCGAAUCGAGUCGAGGCGACGUUUUCGGUUUCAUUUCCAAUGGCUCCAUAUUGCUGAAGGUCGUGCUCGUUAGUCUCUUAACUGGGCUAAAUUGA
Molecule: messenger RNA, 333 nt
Organism: Necator americanus (New World hookworm)
Lineage: Eukaryota; Metazoa; Nematoda; Chromadorea; Rhabditida; Ancylostomatidae
Exons: 5
Coding region: 1-333 (110 amino acids)
Source: RefSeq, a predicted model, not a curated record